AUGGCCAAGGUCACGAAGCGUACCAAGAAGUUUGUCAAGAACCAUCUUGAUAAAACGCUGCAGCAGCGGCGUGAGCACAAGAAAAAGUCGGCGCACGUUCGCGACCGCCACGCGAAGCAGACGCGCCGCCCGGCCGCUGUGGAGGACGGCGAGGAGGACGGCGAGGAGGCGGCGCCCGGCGAAGAGGGCGCGUCGAACGUCGACGAGUUCCUCCGGGGUGGAUUUCAAGCGGAUAUGGGCGAUAGCGAGGAGGACGACGACGACGAGGACGCCGCGGCGGCCGACGACGGCGACGACGACGACGACGACCGCCUGGACGACAUGGAAGACGUCUCUGACGCCGAGGAGCACGCGCAGGACCUCGAAAAGCUCAAAGAGACCGACCCCGAGUUUUACAAAUACCUGCAGGAGAACGACGAGGACCUGCUCAAGUUCGGCCAGGACGACGACGAGGAUGAGCAGGAGGAGGACAUGAUCGACGAUGCUCCAGCCGAGGCCGACGAGGAGGACGAAGAGGCGAUCCCGGUGGUGACGCUCGACAUGCUGCGCCGCUGGCAGCGCGACCUUGUGCAGCACCACUCGCUGCGUGCGCUGCGCCGCCUCCUGCUCGCCUUCCGCUCGGCGGUGCACACCGGCGACGAGGGCGGCGACUAUGCAUACCGCAUCGACGACGGUGCCGUCUUUUCCAAGCUGCUCAUUACCACGCUCAAGUACAUGCCCAUGGUCGUCGAGCACCAUGUCCCCUCGAAACGCGCGCCGGACGGCCGCUUCAAGGUCGCGACGAAUACCAAGAAAUGGAGCACGCUCGCGCGGCCGAUCCGCAGUUACUUCAUGAGCGUGAUCCAGCUGCUCAAGACGCUUCCGGAGCCGGACAUGGUGUAUGUCGCCCUCACCGAGUCGGCCAAGAUGAUUCCGUACAUGCACCACGAUCGCCGCGUGACGCGCGACUAUAUCAAGCAGCUGCUGCACCACUGGAGCAGCGGCGAAGACAAGACGCGCCUCGCGGCCUUUUCGUGCCUGCACCUCGCCACCGCCUCGGCCUUUGACGAGGAGAUGAUCGACUUCUGCCUCAAGGGCGCGUACCACACGCUCGUGCGCAGCACGAGGCAGACGACGCCGCAUACCAUGCCGAAUAUUGUCUUGAUGAAGAACACGGCGUGCGAGCUCUUUAUGCUGCACCCCGAUGCGUCGUACCAGCAGGCGUUUGGCUUUAUCCGCCAGCUCGCCAUCUCGCUGCGCAACUGCCUCAAGAUCAAGACCAAGGAGCAGUUCCAGGGCGUGCUCAACUGGCCCUAUCUGCACUGCCUCGACUUUUGGUCGCUGGUCCUCGCCAAGGCCUGCAGCGACGAGCGCGAGGAAGAGGGGCCGAGCCACAUGCGCCCGCUCAUCUACCCGCUCGUGCAGGUCGCGCUCGGCGUCGCGCGCCUCGUGCCCACGUCGCGCUACUUCCCGCUGCGCCUGCACGUCGUGCGCACGAUGCUGCGCCUGAUGCAGUUCACGCACGUCUACAUUCCUGCAGCGCCGCUCAUUCUCGAGGUGUUUGAGAGCCCCGAGUUCCAGCGCAAGGCCAAGGGCGCGACGCUCAAGCCGCUCGACCUCGAGACGACGUUCCGCGCGCCGGCCGCCUACGUGCGCACGCGCAUCUACGCCGAGCAGCUCGCGGACGAGUUUGCGUUUGUCCUGCUCGAGUUCCUCGCGACGCAGGCGCGCAGCAUCGCCUUCCCGGAGCUCGUGAUCCCCAUCACGGUGCAGCUGCGCCGCGUGCUCAAGACGGGGCACAGCGCGCGCCUCGCCGAGUCCGUGCGCCCGCUCCUGGACAAGGUCGUGCAGAACACGACGUGGAUCGAACAGCGCCGCCAGGGCGUCGAGUUCGCGCCGGCGCACCACGUCCACGUCGAGCGCUUCCUCACGGACAAGAUCAACGCCAAGGCCGAGGCGCCGCUGCAGAGCGCGCUGCGCCUCGCACGCAAGGUCCGUGCGCAGAAGCAGAAGCUCCUCGAGCAGACGGCACACGUCGUGGGCGAUGACGAAGAAUAG
Molecule: messenger RNA, 2037 nt
Organism: Malassezia japonica
Lineage: Eukaryota; Fungi; Basidiomycota; Malasseziomycetes; Malasseziales; Malasseziaceae
Gene: NOC2
Product: Nucleolar Complex 2 protein
Exons: 3
Coding region: 1-2037 (678 amino acids)
Biological process (GO): ribosomal large subunit biogenesis
Cellular component (GO): Noc1p-Noc2p complex; nucleolus; Noc2p-Noc3p complex
Source: RefSeq, a predicted model, not a curated record